This is a messenger RNA of Bursaphelenchus xylophilus (pine wood nematode), 608 nucleotides long. Lineage: Eukaryota; Metazoa; Nematoda; Chromadorea; Rhabditida; Aphelenchoididae. The record is from the annotation of a GenBank genome assembly.
AUGGGAAACGCGCUCUCCAGCCUGGGAUUUAACCAGCCCUUCUUUUUUACGCUUAUUGGGUAAGUUAAGGUGAAAUUGGAAGUAAAAUUAAUGUUUUUGGAAGAAAAAAAGCGCUGGAAAUUAAAAUUGAAGUUUCAUGGAGUAUUUUUUAUUAGUUUGUAAAAGAAGUGUAGUUGCGAAUUUUAGAAUUAUGCUGCUUUUGAUUGGAACGGUCGCCUUGGUCAGUGAUCCACAAGAAGAUGAGAUGGAGCUGCCCAGCCGGUUUGACCAGACUUAUGUAAGUACUUUCACAAUGGUUUAAAGAGCAUAGCAAGUUAUUUGGAAUCUUUUGUAGUUUUUUAAAUAGUGUUUUUUUUCGCUGAAAAUUAACUUGUUUGCAAAAAACGAUGACUUUUCCACAAAAAAUCCCAUUUUUAAACCGCUGAAAUCAUUUGCUAUAGCCAAAUUUGCUUUUCCAAUUAUUUUUCAUGGACGCUAUGAAGCUAAUUUAUUUUGUAAUUACUAUUUGCAGACAAACAAAAAUUAUAUCAGUUUUUAUAUUAUUUUAGGCCAAUAUAUCGCUUGGACGGCCGAAAAAUCGGAAUAAACCGACGAUGAAGAUGUAUUGA